This is a messenger RNA of Closterium sp. Naga37s-1, 3477 nucleotides long. The record is from the annotation of a GenBank genome assembly. Lineage: Eukaryota; Viridiplantae; Streptophyta; Zygnematophyceae; Desmidiales; Closteriaceae.
AUGCGCAGGGCCGGCACUUUGCCAGACGAGCGGUCGCACGGGCGAGGGAGCCUCGCCGCUUCCGCCGCCGCGGUCGCCGCAACCACCGCUGCCGGAGCCCCGUGGGGGGGCGCUAAUUACGGCAGCGUAGGCGGCGGCUCCGCAUCGUUUCCCCGCAACACUCGCGGCAAGCGCGUGCUUGUGAAAGCCACUAGCAUGCCGCCCGCCGUCGAAUCCCGCCGCCCAUCCAGUGGCGCUGGCUGCGCCACGAGCGGGGGCUCCGCCAGAACCCCCCGCCUUCCUGCCGGGCGCCCGCAGCAGCGCCAGCAGGUUUUUCCGCCAACCAACGCGCCAGGGCAUGCAGCAGCGCAGCCUUCCCCCAGAGCCCGGCUAUUGUCCGCAAAGUCCCCGCGCGUCCCGGCGAAAUCCCCCCGCGCGCCCUCCGCUGCGCUGCACGGUGUCGCAGAGGUGUCUUUCCCCUCCCCGCGUUCUUUCCGAGGAGGCACGGGGAUGCCUGUUCCGCCCAAUCAGCAGCAGCUGCGCGCACUCGCGCAUUCCCGCUCUCUCCCUCCGCAGUCCCCCGCCAGCGCCGCCCUCGCAGCCGCCGCCGUAGCAAACGUAAAGGCAGGCGCAUUUCCAAAGAGCCCCUCGGUAGCAGUAAGCGGCAGGCCUUUUAGCGGAAGCAGAACGGCGCAAGGACAGGCGCGCACAGGCGCGGGGAGGGAAUCCGCGCAGCGAACGCCACGCCAGCUUAGCGCUUCCGGCCAGUCUAACCGCGCCGGCCCUGCGCUUUCAGCUGCGCUCCUGCCCGUGAGUCAUGCGCUUCCGAUAAGAUCGCAGUCGAGCUCCCGCUCGUUAAACUCACACUCGCCACAGCAACAGCAACAGCAACAGCAACAGCAGCAGCAGCGGCCGCAGCUGCGGAAACCGAAGUUGCCGCCUCUCGAUAUUACAGGCAUUCAGGACGAGUCCCAGCAGGAAGAUCUGAGCCCGUCUGUGUACCCGCUACAAUCACCGCAGCAUAGCAGGCAGCCGAGCCAGAGUCAGGAUUCUAAGCAACCGCUAAAAGGAAUACUUAAAUCAACCAAGGUUCAGCCAGAGCCAGAGGGGGGGGAGCAGCUGGACAGGGGGGAGCAGCGGGACGGGGGAUCUGAUAGGAAAACGGCAGCAGCGCUAAGGCGGAGCGGAAGUUCGGAAGCGGUUCCCAGGUUCGGGGGAAACGCGGAAAGAGCGGGGGAGAAAGCGGAAGGCGCAGGGGGUGCGGAGAGAACCGCGGGGAAAAGCGGGGAACCGUGUGUGCAAUUCGAGGAGAGUUGUGUGGCGCGGAAAGGAAGUGGCAAGGUUGCGGAGGAAAGCAGGCUUCGUGCUGCUGUAGCGAAAGGACAGGAGCGGAAGCUUAAAGUGGAGAAGUCUGUGAAGGGGACAGUGGCGAAGGAGAAGGGGAGUGGGGUUACCAGGAGGGUGUCUCCCCCCGUUGCUCUUCUAUCGCAGAUGGCUCACGCUCGGCUGCUGGCUGCUGCCGUUCAAAUGUCCUACCCUCCUUCACAUUUCACGUUUACUCUUUUUAUCCUACACUGUGGCCUCCCUAUCGCAGAUGGCUCACGCUCGGCUGCUGGCUGCUGCCGUUGUGCUGCCCGUUUCCCGUUCAUCGUCUCCCAGCCACCUAUUAUCCCUCCUUUUUCUCCCCCCUCAUUUCCCCCUACCACACCCUUUUCCUUCACCGUGGCCUCCCUAUCCCGGAUGGCUCACACUCGGCUGCUGGCUGCUGCCGUUCACCUGCCCUUUCCCGUUCGGUUUCACAUUGGCUCCUACACGCCCACGUAUAUCUCCUUUCCCUCCAAUCCUCCCCUUCCCCCCAAUUUUCCCUACACACCGCGGCUCCCCUAUUGCAGAUGGCUCACGCUCGGCUGCUGGCUGCUGCCGUUCACCUGCCCGUUUCCCCGACGAGGCCGCAUCCACAAGCGGAUAACCCCGGCCAAUUUCACGUCGGAUAUUUUCAACCGCCAGUUGCCAGACGCCAUUACUACGGCACUCAAACAGCCAUGGAAGAAACAGCCCAUCCCCGUGGUGGUAAUCCACCAACAACCGUCAGGCUCGGUGGCCUGCCGUCCCUCCCACUUCAUGCAUCGCAACCUGCGCCACACGAGGCAGCGCAACGCAGUGGUGUAUUUCAUCGGGCCCGACAGCGACGAGUGUGUGGAGAUGGCAAGGGAGCUGGACAUUGUUCUUGACCCUGUGAUAGGGUACCAGGAUGUGGUGGGCUGGUUCUCGGCCAACCUGGGCGACCCAGUUUCCUACCAGGUGCACUGGUUCAUCCUAAAGGCCUUUAUGGAGCGCCAUGCCUUCCCGCGCAUCUUCUUCCUCGACUCGGACGUCAUCCUCUUUGCCAACGUCACUGAGCUCGCCACCAUGCUCUACUCAAGGGUCCACUUGGUGGUGUCGCAACGCUGGCCCAGUCUGCGCGCGCCAGGCCCCAGCCAGUAUGCUUCUACAGCAGUGAGCGCGCAUGUGUCCCUCUGGACGUACGACGCUCUCUCUGACUUCCUCGACUUCUUCCAGCUCUUUGUUCAGGAAGCAACGCUGUACGGCCAGCCUGGCGAUGCGCGGCUGGUAGCGGAGCGUGCUUAUAACGACAUGGUGGUGCUGGGAUGGUACACGCACAGGAUCUGCUGGAUGAAGAACCCUCAGAACCUGCACCCACAGUGCAUCUGUGACAAGGAGAGUGGGGUGACCCCCGAGCGGUCAGCGCGCAUAAGAGGGAAGUUCACCCCCAAGUUCCGCGUCGACUCGUUUGCCAUGCCCCGCUGGUGCAAUGCGACGGACUGGUGGGACGAGGGGUGGUGCGUCUUUGACAACAACUUCUCCAUUCAGUCAACCCCCCUCCCAGGAUUCAACCUCCCUUUCUCCUCCCCCCUUGCCCUUCCUCCUUCCCCCUUCUCGCCACCCCUACCCCUCUCCUCCCCGCCACUGCUCUCCCCCUCUUCCCCCCUGCAGACGCCCACUCAGUUCUUCACGUACCGGCCUCACAAUGGCUUGAAGUGCCUCGCUGAUUCAGUUCCUGCGACCGCACUUUCCGCCCCUUUUUUGUUACCUGUUCUCCCCACCCUACACCUGCAGACGCCCACGCAGUUCUUCAAGUAUCGGCCUCAGGACGGCAUGAAGUGCCCGUCUUCGAUGCACUACACUCACUUUGAUGACUGGGCCAAGGAGGGCAAAAAGCAGAGGUCGCGGGUUCAGUUCCUGUCGACUGCAUAUUCCUCUUCUUCCCACUGUUCUUUCCCCCUACAGACGCCCACGCAGUUUUUCAAGUACCGGCCUCAGGAUGGCAUGAAAUGCCCCUCUUCGAUGCAUUACACUCACUUUGACGACUGGGCUAAGGAGGGCGAGAAGCAGACAUCGCCGGUUCAAUUCCUGGGAGUGCAUUUUCAGGCGCACAGAAAGGGGUACCUCACAAGGGGGGAUGACCCAGCAGCCACGUGGGGGUCAAGCCCUGAUUGA